Molecule: messenger RNA, 1203 nt
Organism: Apiotrichum porosum
Lineage: Eukaryota; Fungi; Basidiomycota; Tremellomycetes; Trichosporonales; Trichosporonaceae
Gene: ILV5
Product: Bifunctional acetohydroxyacid reductoisomerase
Exons: 3
Coding region: 1-1203 (400 amino acids)
Biological process (GO): L-valine biosynthetic process
Cellular component (GO): mitochondrion
Molecular function (GO): ketol-acid reductoisomerase activity
Source: RefSeq, a predicted model, not a curated record
AUGUCUUUCUCUCGCUCUACGCAGAACGCCCUCCGCCAGGCCAUCCGCGCCUCGGCCCCCCGCUCGGCUCGCUCGUUCACCCUCAUGGCCCGCGCUGCCCCCAAGGCCGCCGCUGCCGCCCGCACCCUUGGCGCCACCCGUGGCAUCAAGACCCUUGACUUCGCUGGCACCAAGGAGCAGGUCUACGAGCGCGCCGACUGGCCCCUCGAGAAGCUCCAGGACUACUUCAAGAACGACACCCUCGCCAUGAUCGGCUACGGCUCGCAGGGCCACGGUCAGUCGCUCAACGCUCGCGACAACGGCCUCAAGGUCAUCGUCGGUGUCCGCAAGGGCGGCGAGUCGUGGAAGCAGGCCCAGGAGGACGGUUGGGUCCCCGGAGAGACCCUCUUCGACAUCCCUGAGGCGAUUAACAAGGGUACCAUCAUCAUGAACCUCCUCUCGGACGCCGCCCAGUCGUCGACUUGGCCCGAGAUUGCUCCCCUCAUCACCAAGGGCAAGACCCUCUACUUCGCCCACGGCUUCUCGGUCGUCUACAAGGAGGACACCAAGGUUGUCCCCCCCGCCGACGUCGACGUCAUCCUCGUUGCCCCCAAGGGCUCGGGCCGCACUGUCCGCACCCUCUUCCUCGAGGGCCGUGGCAUCAACUCGUCGAUCGCCGUCUUCCAGGACGUCACCGGCCAGGCCAAGGAGAAGGCCAUCGCCCUCGGUAUCGCCGUCGGCUCGGGCUACCUCUACGAGACCACCUUUGAGAAGGAGGUCUACUCGGACCUCUACGGAGAGCGUGGUGUCCUCAUGGGCGGUAUCCAGGGCAUGUUCCUCGCCCAGUACGAGGUUCUCCGCAAGAACGGCCACUCGCCGUCGGAGGCCUUCAACGAGACCGUUGAGGAGGCUACCCAGUCGCUCUUCCCCCUGAUCGGCAAGUACGGCAUGGACUACAUGUACAACGCCUGCUCGACCACCGCUCGUCGUGGUGCCCUCGACUGGGCCCCCAAGUUCAAGGAGGCCAACCUCCCCGUCUUCGAGGCCCUCUACAAGUCGGUCCGUGACGGUUCGGAGACCCGCCGCUCGCUCGAGUUCAACGGCCGCAAGACCUACCGCGAGGACUUCCAGAAGGAGCUCGACGAGAUCGACAACCAGGAGAUCUGGCGCGCCGGCAAGACCGUCCGUGCCCUCCGCCCCGAGGCCGCCAAGGACGAGCUCUAA